AUGGAAGCAAAUUCAAUUUAUUUGAUUUUUAUUGUAGUUUUUUCAAUAUUACCAAUAUAUACAUUGCAAGAAAGUAAUGGAGGAAUGCAAUGUAUAACAAAUGUUAUUUAUUUAUUAAUACCUUGGUUAUGUGGAGAAUAUCUUCAUAUUGUAGCACCAAAGCCAUUUCAAACUAUAUGGUGGUAUUCCUAUGCCAUUCAAAAUUUCGAGAUCAUUCAAAUUUUCUUCAAGUCGGUUUUAAGAAAAAAUUUCAAUAAUAAAAAUGUUGAUCAAUUGACACACACUCUCAUUAUUUUUAGCAGAUUCAUUGUUCAAAGCAGUUUAGCUGGAAGUAUUGGAUACUUAGCUGUCUGGAAUGACAAGAAUCAACUGAAAAAGGAACAAGACAGUGAUAAAUUUGGAUAUUCUAAAAAAUCUACUAAUAUCAAGACAAGGGGAACUUUCAUGAAAUAUUUUUUACUUUUUCUUGGUAUAUUUUCAAUGAAUAGUGCGUUUUAUUACAUAAUAUAUAGAUUAUUUGCACAGAUGGGUUAUUAA
This is a messenger RNA of Saccharomycodes ludwigii, 537 nucleotides long. RefSeq lists its product as uncharacterized. The transcript has a single exon. The coding region runs from base 1 to 537 and encodes 178 amino acids. The record is from RefSeq and is a predicted model, not a curated record. NCBI's taxonomy places the organism in Eukaryota, Fungi, Ascomycota, Saccharomycetes, Saccharomycodales, Saccharomycodaceae.